AUGCCCGCCACACCGGGCGGUGGCGCCGGCGACAACAAUAGCAACUCUUUAGGUGGCGGCCAUGGCGGGGGCGGCGCCAGCGGCGCCGCGCGGGGUUCCUCGGACAGACAGCAGCGGCCGCCAGAUGUAGGAGGUGGUGCGUCAUCGGGCAUGGAGGUCGACGGUGGUGGCCGUGGCGGCGGAGGCGGAGGCGGAGGCGGGGGGGGGGAGGGGAGGGGGGGCGAGGACGGCGACGAGCAAGGGGGCGGCGACAAUGCAGCACCAUCUGCGCGGCAAGCCUCGGGAGACGGGGGGGCGGCGGCGGCGGGGGGGCCGGCAGAUGGACGGAGACCGAGGAGCUGCAUCUUCGUGGUCGAGGGCAGCGCGGACAACGUCUCGUCGGCGAAGGGCAUCACGAUGGGCGACGUCCACGGCGCGGUCCGCCCCAAGACGGGACCCGCAGACGGAGAAGAAACGGCGACGGCGACGGCGACGGCGACGGCGACGCCGCCAGCGGCGGUCGAGAACCUUUACACCGACAUGGCGUUCGAGGAGGUCGUUUCCUUGCAGCUCACCGGCGGAGACCCGGUGCCGUCGUUGGUGGACGCGAAGGACGACGGGGAGCGCAGGCUCCGCGCGACCUCCUCCGGGGUAACCAUCCUUAACCAUCCUGCCGCGUCAUCCGCGCCAGAGGCGUCGAACAAGCGGGCGAAGUCCGGCGUUUGGCCGAUGGGCGGGGAGGCGGGUGCUUGGACGGCGGCGGCGGACAGCUCCUCCACACCGGGACUGCAGCAGCAGCAGCAGCAAGCCGGCAGCACGACGACGCCGGUCGAAGCCCUGUCGUCCAUGUCGAUCGACGCCGGGGUUGGAGCUCCGGCCGCUGAGAGCGUCGUCGCCGCCGCGGCGCCUGCCGCCGCAGACGGCGCGGCGGGAGCGGCGGCGGCGGAGGCGGCGGGAGCGGCGACCACGGUGCCGGUGCCGGUGCCGGCAGAGGCGCCGGCGUUGACCAACGACGAGUGGGUGGCGCGGAUAUCCCCGCUUGUCCCGUCCAUCCCGGAGGGCACCCACCCGGAAGACUUCCUGCACGACCUUCUCAGGGAACGGGGCUACACGACCGAGAUGGUGGCGAUGAAGGAGACGGUGUACCACCGGCCGCCGGAGCCCGACCAGGUGGCGGCGUACGACAAGGCCAUUCUCCGCGCCGUGCUCGACGAGGACGAGGCGGCGCUGGAGCGGAUGCGGGCGGCCGGGCGGCGGAUGGACGCGUGCAACCGCUUCGGGGACAGCAUCCUGCACAUGGCGUGCCGCCGGGGCCGCGCCGCGGCCCUCCGCUUCCUGCUCCGCGCGGCCGGCUCCGCCGGCGUGGUGUCCAGCGACGACUUCGGGAGGACCGUGAUGCACGACGCCUGCUGGACGUCCUCGCCGCGGUUCGACGUGGCCUCGGCCGUUCUCGACGCCGACACGAGGCUGCUGCGCACGCUGGACAGCCGCGGGUCCUCCCCCCUGCAGUACGUGCCGGAGGACCAGUGGCCCCUGUGGUGCGCCUUCUUCGAGAGCCGCAAGGAAGUCUACUGGCCAAAGCUCCCGCCCGGCGCGGAGGACGUGGCGGGGAUCAUCCCCGUCACGGAAGAAGUGUCGUAGCCGUGAUUUUUUUGGGGCGUGUUUUGCCGGCGGGGGGGGGAGGGGAGCGGGGUUGUCUCGCUCUCGUCUCCCUCCUCGCGGAGGUUUUGGUUGGAUGGUGGUGGGGUUUGGGACUAACGGUUCGGGCCUUGAUGCCUUGAAAAGCAUGUAGAGUGGUGUGGUGUGUGUUCGUCUUCUUUUCUUUUUUUUUUGAAGCAACCAGGGAGAGGCGGCCGGUCCUUUUGCUGGUCCUGUUUUCAACAGAUGGCACGGGUGGCCGCUACGGCCGGCACAGGGGCUUCACACUACGGUUUUCCGGUUCUAUUUUUCCUCUCUCUCCAGUUUUGAGUAUUGGUGGUGGCGUAUCGGCUUGGGAGCUUAUAGCGCAUGCACUGGUCGAAUCUUCCCGGGUGGGGGUGGGGGUGGGGGUGGAUCGGUCCACGCGACACGUAUUUUUCUUGAUUGCAGACUCGAUUGAAGCCCACGACGCGCUCGGACUUGGGAGACACAAGCCGCCCUUGUUGUCUUGCCCUUUCUAGUCAGGGCAGUCACUCACUUUCCCCAGAGGCGCCGCGGAGCGGAGAGGGUUUGUCAAUACAGAACCGCGGCGCUUCAGGGGGGACACGGUGAUGGGGAGGUUGAUGGGCACGUUUGUACAUUCCGAGGUUGCACAGAGUGAAAGUAUGGCGGUUGCGCGAGCGUGCCAAGAGGAGGGGGGAGGGGAGGUCAUGAGAGGAAAGACGUGUUCCCAGGGGGGGGAGGGGCAGUCGUGAGAGAGAGAGAGAGGAUGUGACUGCGGUGUGUUGUUCGAAGGAGCGAGUAAAAAAGGAGAAGCAGGGGGUUGGUUGCGUUCUCGAAGGCACGGCGUCUGUGGGAGGGACGUUUGAGGUGCCUCUCCCUGCGGUGGCGUGUCGAACGACGACGGAUGGUGAUGGUGUGCCGGUGAGAAUGCUAAAUAGGGCGGCGUCCUGGCCUCUCUCGGACUGUGUUCCCGGUUUUGUUGUCAAUUUUGUGUGGAGAAGAAGAGGCCCUGGUCGGUACUUCGGACCUUCAACUGCGCGCGCAGGACAGGUUUCAAUUUUGUGGAGGGGCGGGAAGAAAGAGGCUCUGGUUGUGUUGGUGGUUGGACCUUCAAUUGCCCGCCGUGGUGUGGUGCUGGUGCCAUACUUUUGGGGGGAGGCGGCUAGAAAAACCAGCUAGCUACGUAGCGAUAGUUACGCUUGCUGUUACAAUAUGUCUAGUUUAGAGAGUUCGCUCGAUAGUUCUAGACUGCACGGUUCGAAACAAACUUACGUUUGAAGGUUAGCACACGUGAAGCGUUUUUAUUUACUCGGCAGCGGAAGGCGAUUCGUCUCAAUAGCUGAUAAAACAGAAAAAAUGGAUCCACUAUCGAAUGAGGUGUGGCAUGCAAGGUUGGGGGGGGGGAGGAGGGGUUCGGGAGAAUUCAUUUCCUCACGCCCGCAAAUUUAAACUCGUUAUUUAGUUUUGUUAAUUUUCUAGCCAUCAUUCUUGUACAUUGUAAUGGAGGAGCGUGGGUCGUUUGUUGUCAUGUUUGGUGUGAAAGCAAACAUACCGGGCA
This is a messenger RNA of Ectocarpus siliculosus, 3178 nucleotides long. Lineage: Eukaryota; Phaeophyceae; Ectocarpales; Ectocarpaceae. The record is from the annotation of a GenBank genome assembly.